Messenger RNA from Paramecium pentaurelia, 1497 nucleotides. The record is from the annotation of a GenBank genome assembly. Lineage: Eukaryota; Ciliophora; Oligohymenophorea; Peniculida; Parameciidae.
AUGAGUAAAUUAUCGUAGGUUUUGAAAUCUCACACAGAUGUCAAUGGUGUCACCCUUUUUGAUCAUAUCAAUAGCUUCAUUAAUGAAGUCUUGUAAAGCAAUCAUAAGGAUAUGAACUCAAUCGAACUCUUAUCAGAUUUCACAAAAAAAAAUAGAUUUCUUUUCAAAAAAUUGUCAUCUGAAAGUGAAGUAAAUAAUCUUAGAGAUAAAAUCCCUGAAUUUGCUGAUUGGGUAAAGAGAGUUUCACAAUUACUAAAAGUAUAAUGGCUAUUGAAUUGUAGGGUUAAACAGUUGCAUAAAUGCCUACUAUUUUAUAAGACUUUGUUGCAUCCGCAAGAUUGUUGGAAGCUGCAGGUUAUGGUUUUGGAGAGGAAGAAACCUACUAGAUCCAAUUAAGUAUAAAAUAAUUAAGUGUAAAUAUCAAUAUCUAUUUUCAGAUUGAAACAAAUGCAACUGAAAUGACAUUUUUUGGAAAGAUACUUUGUAGAAAUUCUGAUUAUUAUGUUGCCAGAGGAGUAGUACCUAAACUACCUACUGAUUAUUUAGCACCAAAUGCUGAACCUAGAGGAGAUGGUGUAAAUUAUUAUACAUUCUGGGUUACUAAUGAUAGUAUUUAAUACUUUAAUCAAUAGUAUUGACUGAUUGGAAUGAGUUACCACUAGUAACCCCAGAAUAAAUUAAAGUGGCUAGAGAAAUUAAAUAUGUUUGUACAGGAAAUUUGAAUCAAGAAUUAAAAACUUAUCCUCCUUUUCCUGGAAAAGAAAAGCAUUAUUUAAAAGCAUAAUUAGUAAGGAUUUUACAUUCUAAUUUAAUUGCACCAAAAGGACUUUAUCAAUAAAAAGAGGAUAAUCGUAAAUUAAUAAAAUUAUUUAUUUAGCAAAGGAAUUGGAAUUUGUAGAAGAAUUCAAAAUCCCUGAAUUUGCUGAAUUGUAAAAUCCAGAUAGUUGGGUUCAUGUUCCUGCAUAAAUUUUAAAAUAAGGAAGAAUUACAUUAUACACAGAUGGAUUAUCUGAAGAAGCUAAAAAUGCUUUACUUGAGGCUAAUCCAGAUCUUGAUAGUGAAACAACAAGAUUAAAAGGUAUUGCUGAAGAUCGUCCACUUGAACCAUUUUAUCAAACAAAUUGGUUAAUUAAAACUGUUGGAGAUUAAAUGAUAUAUAAUCCUAAAGAUGAUAAUUCUGGUAAUAAUGUAUAUGCAACUGUAAUACUUAAAAACUACACUUGGAGUGGGGCUGUUACAGUAGCCAAUGUAUAUUUUAACAUAAAUUAAUUUAGUAAAAUCAAUGGGCAUUUUUCUAUGUUGGUUAUGGAUUUAAAGAUACUCAAGCAGCUUAUGUGCCUAUUCAAAAUAAUGAUUUAUAAUUGGAACCAGAAGAUAAAUCAGAAUUCCCUGAACCAAAUCCUAAAAAUGCACCUAAACCCCCUGAGCCAGAAAAAGUUGAAGGUCAAGAAGGUUAAGAUGGAUAAGAAUAGCAAGCAGAUCCAGAUGAUUAAUGAU